Molecule: messenger RNA, 472 nt
Organism: Striga hermonthica
Lineage: Eukaryota; Viridiplantae; Streptophyta; Magnoliopsida; Lamiales; Orobanchaceae
Source: the annotation of a GenBank genome assembly
GAUGUAUGUCUGCUUGGCUGCAAUGAGACAAGCAUUCUUAUCUGGCUGCAGGCCAAUUAUUGGACUGGAUGGAUGCUUUCUGAAGACUCUUCAUGUUGGUCAACUUCUUUCAGCAAUUGGUAGGGAUGGAAAUGACAAUAUGCUACCAAUUGCAAUGGCAUAUGUGGAGGUUGAGAAGACAGAUUCUUGGAGGUGGUUCCUGGAAAGGCUCAUGAGAGAUGUAGACCCUUACAAGGAGAAGAAAUGGACCUUUGUCUCAGAUAGACAAAAGGGUUUGCUUGAAGCAGUGAGUGAGAUUGAGGGGGCAGAGCAUAGAUAUUGCUUGAAGCACAUGUACAAUAACUUUAAGCAGAAGUGGGGGGAUCUAGAGUUGAGGAAAUGGUUUUGGAAGGCAGCUAGCACAUACAAUGUGAAGGAACAUAUGAGGUGCAUGAGUCAAAUUCAAAAGCUUUUUCCUAAGAGGGAUGGCAAG